CAGCUCCAACGGCGAGGGUCCGGAGGGGAGGCCGGGGGUCGGGCCGGAUCUUGGGGCGGACCAAGGGGUUGGCGGCGCGCCCCUCCCCACGUCUGCUGCCGAGGUCCCUGAAGAACGUGGUGCCGCUCCACCUGCUCAGCACCACCACCAGACCCAGACGCAGGCCGCCGGCCAGGCCAGACCCCCACCAAGAUGGCCGCCCCCACCCCUCCGGUGAGCCCAGACCCCCCCUCCUUCCGGGGUCACCUCGGGAGGCCUGCUUCCUUGGCCGCCUCGUGGAGUAGAGCGCACACUCGACUGACGGGCGCUGUGUUGUGUCUCCCGUGUGCCCUUGCAGCCACAACCUGGUGCAGACGUGCUGGCAGGACAACCCCAUGGUGCCCCCCUCCCUCCCUCCCCGAGGAUCUCCACCCCACUUCCUGUGAGGCCUCCUUCCUGGACAGCGAGGAGGAGAACAAGCCGCCGGAGAUGGAGGAGGACGAGCUGGACUCUGGGAACACGGAGAGCCUCCUCCCGCUGCACCCGGCCUCCGACAUGCAGCGGGACGAGACCCUGGGCCUGGAAGAGACGGAACUCUGGGGAGACCCUCGCGUGUGCCCUGGCACGUGGACGGACAGAAGGACAACGGGCGCCUCUCCCUUCGGGCCGAGGGUCUGGCUUUGGCCUCCAUUGUCGCCGUCCUUCCCGUCAGAACCGGCUUCUUGGCCUCAGACUUCGGUGGAGGUGGAUGCGUGUCCGUGGGGAAGGGGAGAGCGCCGCCUCUCAACUCGCCUCCCUCGGUGGGCCUGGAAGAGAGGGAACUCUGGGGAGCACACCCCUGGCGCCCUGGCACGUGGACGGACAGACAGACGGGGCAGGAAGCACAACGGGCGCCCCCUCCUCUCCGUGCCCCGCUCCGGCCCUCCCUCUCCCCCCGUCCGUCCACAGGGACCUGGCAGAGGAAGACGUCACCGUCCCCAUCGGAGGCCCUUGGGAAGAGCCCCAUAUUCCGUUUUCCUCGCUCAGACUCCGGCAUGAGGGACGUCUGUGGGACGGACUCCGAGCGCAAGGGAGGGAAAGGCCUGUUGCCGGUCCGGUGGGAGAGAGAGAGAGAGAGACAGAGAGAGGGAGAGAGAGAGAGGGCUCUUCACGGCCUCCUCGGACCUCUGCCACAACCUCGUGCAGACGUGCUGGCAGGACAACUCCACGGUGCGCCCCUCCCUCCCUCCCUCCCUCCCUCCCCGAGGACCUCCACCCCACUUCCCGUGAGGCCUCCUUCCUGGACAGCGAGGAGGAGAACAAGCCGCCGGAGACGGAGGAGGACGAGCUGGACGCUGAGAACACGGAGAGCCUCCUCCCGCUGGACCCGGCCUCCGACACGCAGCGGGACGAGACCCUGGGCCUGGGAGAGACGGAACUCUGGGGAGACCCUCCCGGGCGCCCUGGCACAUGGACGGACGGGGCAAGAAGGACAACGGGCGCCUCUCCCUUCAGGCAGAGGAAGGGUCUGGCUUCGGCCCCGCCUUGGUCCUCGUCCUUCCCGUCAGAACCGGAGGCCGUGGCGUCAUGACCUCGGUGGAGGUGGCUUCUUGGCAUCAGACCUCGGUGGAGGUGGAUGUGUGUACGUGUGGAAGGGGAGAGCGCCUUCCUUCCCUUCCCGAGCGGGCCCUCACGCUGUAUCCGGCACAUACUCUUCCCUCUCUCUCUCUCUCUCUCUCUCUCGUCUUUGUCUCCCUCUGAUCUGAGUCAUCGUCUUUUCCUCCAUGAGCUCAACCGUGUGAGGUUUCUUGUUUUCUCGAUGGAAAAACUCAGUCCGAAAAGGUCCCGAUGGGGAACGAGAGAAGGAACAUGGCCUUUCCAACGGUUCCUCGGUCUCCCCUUCAUGGGAUUUCAGUCAGAGAAGGGACAGGAAGGCCAGGCCGGGCGAGGAGGGCGUGUGGGUUUCGGGAGGAACCGGGACGGAACCCGGCAGAAGCGGUGCCCCGAGGCCUCUCUCGGAAGGUCCUUUGGCAAAGCAGGCGGAGCCCCUUCCGUCCCCUCCGGGCCUGGCAAAGGGGGUCUGGGGGAGAACUGGGGGGGGUCCUUGGCAGCGCCCCCCGUGUUUUGGGGCCCGAACCCUCCUUCUCGCCGUGCUUUGAGCUUUCGGGCAAGGGGAGGGUCUCUGCCUUCGUGUUCGGAUCCGGAGAUGCAUGGCGUGCCCCGCCCCCCUCUUUCCCUCCAGGAAAACCCACUUCCGGUCAGAAGAUCUGGGUCUGAGUCCGGUUUCCGCCACCGCUUUCCUUGGGGUUCCGGGACUUUGGCCUUGGCGGGGUUUCCGUCUCCGGCUCUUUCCCGGCCUUGGCUCCGGUGGUUGGUUCCAUCCCGACCGCCGAAGCCCCGAAUCUCCCCUCGAUUCCUGAGACCCUCCUUUCCCGCCUGUGAUGCUCCUCCGACGGCUGAUUCUCUGAGGACGGAAGGCUUGGCAAGGCUUGGUUGGGGAGGAAGCCCGGCCGGAGGGAGAGAGGGGCCCGUUCUUCGGGACCGCCCAACGUUUUCCAAAUUCCUGUUAACUGGGAAUAAAAGGAGAGUGACUGGAGUGGAGGGUCGAUGGAGACGCUUCCUUCCUUGGACAAGAGAAGGACGGAGGGGGCGGCGGAGGGGGAGGGACAGGCACCGCUGGAGGGAUUUCCGUUCAUUGCGUUUUCUUGUCGUUGCUUCGAUAUCACGAGCCAAGCCGUGACGUGUUCAGAGAGUCUCUACUGCUCUUUAUACAGACAUAUCUAUGUAUAUAUAUAUAUAUAUAUAUAUAUAUAUAAUUUAAAAAUUGCUGUGUGUAAAUAUUGAACUAUUAACUGUUUAUAUUAGGGAAGAAAAUUCUGAAU
Molecule: messenger RNA, 2840 nt
Organism: Anolis carolinensis (green anole)
Lineage: Eukaryota; Metazoa; Chordata; Lepidosauria; Squamata; Anolidae
Exons: 3
Coding region: 728-1549 (273 amino acids)
Source: RefSeq, a predicted model, not a curated record